GAGCGCUGGGGGCGCCCCGGGGCGGCGGUGGCGGCCGCGCCCGUCGCCGAGGAGCCCCGGGAGGCGGCGCGGCUGGCCGCGGCCAUGGAGGAGCUGCGGCGCGCAGGAUGGUACUGGGGCAGCAUGAGUGUUGCUGAAGCCAAGGAGAGGUUACAGGAUGCCCCCGAAGGGACUUUCUUGGUUCGGGACAGCUCGCAUUCAGAGUACCUGCUGACUAUUUCGGUAAAAACAUCAGCGGGACCGACCAACCUACGCAUCGAGUACCAGGACGGCAAGUUUCGGCUGGACUCCAUCACCUGCGUCAGGUCCCGACUGAAGCAGUUCAACAGCGUGGUGCAUCUGAUCGAGUACUACGUGCUUAUGUGCAAGGACAGAACCGAAACGCCCUCGAACGGGACGGUUCAUCUUUACUUGAACAAGCCUCUCUACACGACAGCUCCAUCCCUGCAACACCGCUGCCGGAUAACGAUAAACAAGUGCACAAAUCAGAUCUGGGAGCUGCCCUUGCCAACCAGACUAAAAGAGUACUUGAAAGAGUACCGGUACCAGGUAUAGCUAUCUUUUCUCAAUGCCUCCAUCGUAGAGUAACUUUUAAAUGCAAUUCUUAAAAUCAGCCAAAGAACUGAGUAACCAGUUGCACGGCUCAGCAUGGAAUUCACUAUCAAAACAGUGGCAGUUCUGGGGAAAGGCUUUUAUUUCAGAUGCCACAAAGGGAGACUUUAUGUAGGAUAAUCCCAGCCUGCAUCCUCGGGGAUGUCCUUGCGAGAGGCGAGAAGCCAGGAACCCCUCCGGAUCGUGUUUCUUUGUCGAUGGCAUAAAAGUUGCACUAACUGCAAAGUGCUAACUGGAACGGUGGGACGGGGAGAGACCACAAAAGUGGUCAAAGACGUACGAGAGCGCAGAAGUUGUCAGUGGUCUGAUUCCGAGAUUCAUUUGGUGCUGGUGUUCAUAUAAUCCUGAGAGCUUAACUGGAUCACACUGUGAUAAUCUUGCCAAAGUUAUGCAACUAAUCAAAUCCAGUCAAAAAAGCGAUCAUCCAUUCAGUUUUUAUUGAACUCUAAUUUCUGUGCUUUUCUGCAAGGAAAGGGGAACUGAAAGCAAUCACUUUAAAACAUUGUUUUUCAAAGUUCUCUAAAAGCUGAUAUUAAGGAGAAAUGCCACAUCUUUCAUAGGAACCCAGUAUGUUGCUGAUUAUACCAGAUUGGUAUCCCAGAAUCUUUGUUAACAUGUUAACAUCUUCCCGGUGGUGAUAUAUCCAUGCUAUUACUGCUAAGCCUCUUUUGGCUGAGGCUUUAGGACUCCACGCUGCAGAACUGCAGUCACUCGGUUCCGAUGUCAAAGCAUGGAUAUCAGCAGUUACGGCUGUCUUCUACAGUGUAGAAUGUUUUCUUCAGCUUCUUUCCCAAAAUAUGGGGAAAUCUGGAUUAAUUUUUUUUGAGGAGAUUGGUUUUUUGUGUUUUUUUUUUCUUCUUCUUCUUCUUCUUCUAAUUCACCAUUGUAGCUAUCAGACUAUUACUCAAUAAAAGCAAUCAGAUUGCACACCUA
This is a messenger RNA of Cygnus atratus (black swan), 1545 nucleotides long. It is a transcript of the gene SOCS2, whose product is annotated as suppressor of cytokine signaling 2. The record is from RefSeq and is a predicted model, not a curated record. NCBI's taxonomy places the organism in Eukaryota, Metazoa, Chordata, Aves, Anseriformes, Anatidae. The coding region runs from base 85 to 555 and encodes 156 amino acids. The transcript has 2 exons. Gene Ontology annotation, molecular function: 1-phosphatidylinositol-3-kinase regulator activity. Gene Ontology annotation, biological process: phosphatidylinositol phosphate biosynthetic process; intracellular signal transduction. Gene Ontology annotation, cellular component: phosphatidylinositol 3-kinase complex.